Molecule: messenger RNA, 1068 nt
Organism: Cinclus cinclus
Lineage: Eukaryota; Metazoa; Chordata; Aves; Passeriformes; Cinclidae
Gene: BTBD19
Product: BTB domain containing 19
Molecular function (GO): protein binding
Source: RefSeq, a predicted model, not a curated record
AUGGGCCGUGCCUUACGACACAGCGCGCUGGCUUCCUCCCCGGGCCUGCCCGGGCUGGCCAUCCUCCCGAUCCCCACCCGCCAUCCUCCCGAUCCCCUCCCGCCAUCCUCCGGCCUGCUCCCGCCCGCCUGCUCCUCCUUCCGCCCGCGCUCCCUGAGGCAGCCCAUGGCCGGAUCCUGCUCGGCGCGGCUGCAGGGCGACGUGUCCGCCUUCACCGCUGCCCUGCGCACCCUGGUCAACAACCCCCAGUUCAGCGAUGUGAUGUUUGUGGUGGGCCAGGAGCAGCAGAAGGUGUUUGCACACCGCUGUGUGCUGGCGUGCCGCUGUCAGGUUUUCCGUGGGAUGCUCAGCCAGGCACCAGUGGGCAGCCAGGACUCUUCCAGCAGCGUCCCAUCCCAGGGCCCCUUCAUCCUGGGCAACGUGCAGCCUGAGGUCUUCCUGGCCGUCAUUGAGUUCCUCUACACCAACAGUGUCACCCUCAACAGCCACAUAGCACUGGAAGUGCUGACCUCAUCGGUGGAGUAUGGCUUGCAGGACUUGUGCAAGCUCUGUGUCAAGUUCAUCAAGGACACGCUGAGUGUGGAGCAGGUCUGCGAGGCCCUGCAGGCUGCAGUGACCUAUGGUCAAUUUGACCUCCAGCAGCACUGCCUGGACUUCAUCGAGGGCUGCACUGCGGCAGUGGUGCAGACACAGGGCUUCCGUGAGCUUUCCGACGUGGUGCUGGCACGGGUGCUGCGCAGUGACCGCCUGGCCGUGGAUGAGCUGGACCUGGUACAGGCUGUGCGGGAGUGGGCACACGUCAGCUCAGCUGUCCUGGAGCGUCCGGUUCCAGAGGUGGCUGCCCUGCCCGUGAGAGAGCUGCGUCUGCCCUUGCUGGCACCCAGCGAACUGGUGGCACUGGAGAGCUACAACCAGCAGGACCUCCUCAUCCCGGUGGAGAACAUUGCAGCAGCCUGGCGUGCCCACGCACUGAGGAGGGGCAGUGGGGUGCCCUCCCGCCUCUGCCGUCCCCGCCGGGGCACGCGGCCCCGUGACCAUCACCGUCACCUCGAGCCACACACCAAGUAG